This is a messenger RNA of Punctularia strigosozonata HHB-11173 SS5, 449 nucleotides long. RefSeq lists its product as uncharacterized. Lineage: Eukaryota; Fungi; Basidiomycota; Agaricomycetes; Corticiales; Punctulariaceae. The record is from RefSeq and is a predicted model, not a curated record. The coding region runs from base 78 to 257 and encodes 59 amino acids. The transcript has a single exon.
UGUCCGGCCGGUCGGAGCGAGCGGUCGCCCUGUCGCUCGCUCCGCGCGCGCUUUCAUUUCGCUCGUGGUCUGGCGAAAUGAAAGGCCUUCAUAAUUGCGCGCCGGUCUUCUCCAGGUUGGUCUCUGCCAGCGCGCGCUCGGCCUCGGCGGGCGGCGUUCUGUGCCAGCGGCAAGAGAGAACGUGCCACACCAGCAAACCGGGACGAGAGCUCGACUUCCACCCCGUCGACCCAUCCGCAACUUCGGCACCGACUUGACUCUCGUUCUAUCCUUUGCCUCUCUUCCCCGCUCGCCGUCCACGAUCGGUAUCACUAUCAGCAUCGCCCAGAAGCUGCUCAAAGAUGCCCGCCCAUCUCCACUACACCACCACCCCCAUCUCCAGAUUCCCGUCUCCGCUGGCGAUGGCUAUAGCAUCUGUGCUAUACAUACCCGGAGCCCCCAUCAUACAU